AUGAAACACCCAGACAAACAAAGAAUCCCCCUCCUAAACCCACGCCCCUACUACGGCACCGACUGCAUCGGCCGACGCACCCACGGCCUCGCCGUCUCAGAAGAAGGCCACCUAUACCAAUCCUACGGCACAAUCACAGAGAUAAUGGAGCUCCCGCUCUUCGUAUUCGUCGAGCCUGAAAGUGCCGCGGCCGUGGCCGAAUUCAAGCCAUUCACAUAUAAUGCGCUAGUCGAGAAGUGCUGUCGGCUUAAUAUUGCGCGGAAUACGGGGAGGCUGGACUAUUGUCCUGUUAGAAGCGAGGUUUGUCAUGGGGGUGUUUGGUUGGCGCCUGCUGGGGAUUUGAUGGUUGGGUUUGGGAGGAUUGUGCAGGUUAAUAGGCUUCCGAGGGUUUCGUUUGUUUAUAUUGUUGAGCCGGUGGGGGAGGAGGACGACUUUUGCUUUUAA
Aspergillus versicolor CBS 583.65 is the source of this 444-nucleotide messenger RNA. RefSeq lists its product as uncharacterized. The transcript has a single exon. The record is from RefSeq and is a predicted model, not a curated record. The coding region runs from base 1 to 444 and encodes 147 amino acids. NCBI's taxonomy places the organism in Eukaryota, Fungi, Ascomycota, Eurotiomycetes, Eurotiales, Aspergillaceae.